Messenger RNA from Fusarium odoratissimum NRRL 54006, 1803 nucleotides. RefSeq lists its product as uncharacterized. Gene Ontology annotation, cellular component: nucleus. The transcript has 3 exons. Gene Ontology annotation, molecular function: RNA polymerase II cis-regulatory region sequence-specific DNA binding; DNA-binding transcription factor activity, RNA polymerase II-specific; zinc ion binding. Gene Ontology annotation, biological process: DNA-templated transcription; positive regulation of transcription from RNA polymerase II promoter by galactose. NCBI's taxonomy places the organism in Eukaryota, Fungi, Ascomycota, Sordariomycetes, Hypocreales, Nectriaceae. The record is from RefSeq and is a predicted model, not a curated record. Bases 130 to 1215 code for a protein of 361 amino acids.
CACUCACCGAGCCCAGAAUUUAAACACCAGCUAUUUGCCAUAGCUGAAGGGCUGGCCCACCCAACCCGUACAUUCGAAAAGUCCCAGUACCAUGAUGACGUCCUCUGGCCCCUCCAAGCUCUCGCUUUGAUGUCUUUUUUUUUGUUGUCUGUUUCCAUGAGGAAUACUGCGUACGAAUAUUGCGGUCGAGCCGUUCGAGUUGCCUACGCCCUUGGGAUUCAUCGAGGCCAUGAGUCUGAGAUCAAUCAGUUCCCCGCCAACGAGGAACUCAGAGUUCUACGACGGAACGUCUGGAGAAGCUUGUUUGUCCUAGACAGAUUUCUGGCUGCAUCGUUAGGAAGACCGUUCGCUAUCUCUGAUAACGAAUACUCCGAAUCCUCCCUUAGACCACCCAACCGACCAAGCAGUCCCAACAAAGUUUCGAAAAGGGACAUGCUCGAUCCCCCUAUUGAUGCUUGUAAAAUGAUUGGUCAUAUCGUGAACAACAUUUAUUCAUGUGACAAAGUCGCGAUCGAGGUUCCGAAUCAGAUGUUGGGGUACCUAGAAGCUCACCCCAGUUUCCAAAACGAUGAAUUCUUUACGACAAGCAACUUAAUGCCUACGGUAUCUCAAAUUCAUAUGCAUUUACUUGGUUUCUACACCAAUAUCCUCCUUUGUCGCCCCUUUUUCCUUUUAUCCUUUAUGGGGACAAACGCCUCAGAUGGCAUCGAGACACAAAUCAAUAGACUUUCUGAAAGAUGCGUAUCUCAAUCGCUUCAAACGGUUGAAAUGGUGAAAAGGGGGUUUCAUGCGAACCUGUUGUGUCGUUCUGACCCCCUUGCUCUCUAUGUACUAUUUGAAGCGGCACUUGUCUUGCUUAGCAGUACUUAUGCAGACAUCUACGCUCGAGAGGAACACUUGUCGCUGGUAAAAGACGCAAUGUUCAUCUUGAAGACAUGGUACGCCUCGAGCCCUUAUGCAGAGCAGUUCGCUUCCAAGUUGGACUUGUUUCGGCAUGAAGUCGAACGCCAAAAACAAGUGAAAGCUAUAAGGCAGGCUUCAAGGAGACAGGCUCACAAAGUUGAACGCGAGCCGAUGACAACUUACGAGCCUAGUCAGUAUCGCUCUCCAUUCCAUCCAAUGCCUCGUGAUAGUUUGGUGUCCCCACGUGAUAGCCGUCGCGGGUCGGCGACUGCAAACCACGCCAUGGUCAAACAAGAAGCCGAUGGGUACUAGGGCUCCUUGACAUCAAGGCCCUUGUUCUCACCUACCGACUUAAAUAUGGGUCAAUCUUAGUCUUUUGCUGAGUAUUCACAAAGUUCACAAUUCAGUGAUCAUAGCAUCGACAUGGAUUAGUCUGCCUUGACCUUUCUUCAAGGUUCAAAUUGGGCCGUCCUCGGUGACCUGGCAGCCUAGGCAUACAAUGGGCCAUUCCAAACGUUCAAUUGCAGGAUGGAACAAUAGUUCUACGCAGCCAAGCAAGUGAGAGAAAAGGAGAACCUUAUGGAUGAGAAGAGUAUCGGCAGGCAAAUGAAAAUAGUUCGGUAAAAGCGGGUGAGCCCAACACUUGGUGUAGGAGGAAGGAUUGUCAGUGUGCUGGAUUGGGAGGCAUAUAUCAAACACGGUAAGUUAGUUUAAUACUACAAGAGCGUUCUUGAGACGCAUUUCAGGAACAUCUGCCAUAGACAUCAAUUGGAGGCAUGCCUGGGUAGCUGAUAUGUCACUCAACACCACAGAACAUCUACGUUAAGCAGCGACUGCUGGCCCUGCAUUAACUGAAAUCCGCUCUUGACCCAUACAAUGGCGACAUAUAGGUUAGAAGUG